AUGCCCUCUGAUUGGUUGACACUCUUCCGUGCUCUUUUGUGCCUUAGCACCAUUGUAGGGGUCUGCCUGUCCUCUUCCGUGCCCUGGGGCACAUCUCCAGGCGUGUCUACCCUUAUUUCUGUCCUAGGGCAUCCUAGUUGUACAUCUCCAGCAGUGGCUUAUUCGUGUGUUUGACUCCCCCAUACGUUACUUCUUCAAUGACAUGUCUAAUGACCUGGGGAGUUCCAAGACAUCUAUGAGUGGGGGUACUAUUCCUACUGUGCCUACAGUGCAUCCAGCACCUUCUUUAUCGGGAGUUGUGAUAAUUGUCACUCACACUUUUUGGGUGUUGAGAAUUAUCACAAAUGGGGUCAUUUUUUUCAUGUUUAUCUUGUAGGACAUGAUCUACUCAUGUUUGUGUUUGCCAAUGUGUGGCUAGAAUAUUUGUCAAUGUUCGCCAAUGUGGCUAGGAUAUUUGAUCAUACUUUGUUUUUUUAUACCUAUUUCAUUAGGGAGAGUUAUUAUACUUUAGUUUAUGUUGAUAAUAACAUAAUUAUAGAAAGUUGUGCUAUUGAACAAGAUCAUUUGAGCAAAUAUCUUGUCAAAGAGUUUGUCAUCAAGACUCUAGGUCACGUUAAAUACCUUUUGAGUAUUGAGGUGGUCCAUUCUUCCAAGGGCAUCUUCAUCUCUCAACAAAAGUAUGUUGUAGAUCUUCUAAAGAAUAUUGAAAAGUCUACACAUAAACAAACCAGCACCCCUCUUGAUCCUACUCACAAACUUUGUUUCGGUGAAUAGGAGAAGUAUAUUGAUCAAGAGAUGUAUCAACUUCUCAUUUGAUGGUUGGUAUAUCUCACACAUACUAGACAUGACAUUUCUCAUGCAAUUAGUCUCCUAAGUUGGUUCAUACGUCAAGCAACUAAAUCACAUCUUCAUGUUGUCUAUCGGGUGCUAUAUUGCUUGAAAGUUACUCUUAGAAAAAAAAUCAUCAAACAUGGUGAUAAUAUAUUAGUUGACAUAUAUACAAAUGCUAAUGAUGUUGGUUCUCCCUUGGAUCACUAAUUAACUUUGGGUUUUAUAAUAUUUUUAGGAGGUAAUUUUGUGACUUGGUGCAGCAAGAAACAAAGUGUUGUUGCUCACUCAAGUGCUGAAGUAGAAUUCAGAGCACUUGUGCCUAGGAUAUGUGCAUUGCUUUGA
This is a messenger RNA of Spirodela intermedia, 1173 nucleotides long. The record is from the annotation of a GenBank genome assembly. Lineage: Eukaryota; Viridiplantae; Streptophyta; Magnoliopsida; Alismatales; Araceae.